Candidozyma duobushaemuli is the source of this 765-nucleotide messenger RNA. RefSeq names its product Ato7p (gene ATO7). The record is from RefSeq and is a predicted model, not a curated record. The transcript has a single exon. The coding region runs from base 1 to 765 and encodes 254 amino acids. Lineage: Eukaryota; Fungi; Ascomycota; Pichiomycetes; Serinales; Metschnikowiaceae. Gene Ontology annotation, cellular component: plasma membrane. Gene Ontology annotation, molecular function: acetate transmembrane transporter activity.
AUGUCUUCUCAAAGUCUGCACUCGUAUAAAGAGACCAAUUCCCUCGAGACUCCCGUGGGCAAAAUCCACACUCUGGGCGACGGCAACGAAUUCGUCACUAUUGGCAAAAACCGCUUCUACCGCCACGAGUUGAUGCAAGCCUUUGGCGGCACCUUGAAUCCCGGUUUGACUCCUUAUCCAAAACACCAGUUUGCGAACCCCUCCCCCUUGGGGCUUUGCGGGUUCGCCUUGACCACUUUCUGUCUUUCCAUGUACAACGCCCAGGCCAUGGGCAUCGAGGUCCCUAACGUGGUUGUCGGAUUGGCAUGCUUUUACGGCGGUUUUGCCCAGUUCUGCGCAGGUAUCUGGGAAGGAUUCGUCGGGAACACCUUUGCCUUGUGCGCUCUUACCAGUUACGGUGCCUUCUGGUUGUCCUACGCUGCUAUUCAGGUCCCAGCUUUCGGUGUCGCUGCUGCCUACGAAGGCACGGAUCAAAUGCACCUGGCUGUGGGCUUCUUCUUAUUGGGCUGGUCUCUCUUCACAUUCAUGUUGUUCUUAUGCACCCUCAAGUCCACGCUUGCCUUCCUGUCGUUGUUCUUCAUGUUGACCAUCACCUUCAUUUUGUUAUGUAUUGGUGACUUCACUUCGAAAGUUGGUGUCACCCGUGCCGGCGGUGUCUGCGGUGUCAUUACUGCCUUCAUUGCCUUCUACAAUGCCUUUGGCGGUGUGGCCAACAAGCAAAACUCCUACUUUGGUGUCAAGGCGAUUCCCUUGACCAGAAGUUAG